UAUUUUUUUUACUUUUUUGAGUUGGCAUCCGUUGUGUGUCAUAUGCAAAUAUAUUUUAACUUAAGUGAAGUCUUGGAGUAUUCACUCUCCACAUUGGAGAUAUAAGGACAGAGUCAAACCUUUGUGCUAACACUAAGCAGCAAGUUCCGACCAGCUAACAGGUUUACCUCAGAUUCAUUGGACGUGGAGAAAAGGGACGUCUUCAGAACAGCCGUGUAAAAAGCUCUGCUUGGCUUUCGGAUGUUCAAUUGGCUUUCGGCCUCGCGUUGUAAUUUUCUAGAAGGUUGACAAAAUGCCAUAAAAAAAAAAAAAAAGAGAAGCAUUUGAGGUCUUGUUAUAGUCGUGGACAUUGAAACUAAUUUUGUGGUAGCAAUAAAUCAAGGAACUGUGAUUAGGCUUUAUUAUCUUGUAUUACCUUAGUGCAUUAAUGUUUUUGUUUGCUUGUGUAUGCUUGUGGGGUGGGGGAAAUGGUAGUACUAGUACCAGUAUCUGUUUGGCUGUUCCAUGGGUGCAGACUUGGACUGAUGUGUAAUUUGGUGCAGAUUAUGUGUGAUGCCAAUGUGCCUGUGGCUAAAAAAAAAAAAAAAAAAGAGGGGGUAGGGGGGCAUCCAAAUCCACAUCUCCUCAUGAAGAACAUUUGAAAUGUCAGCUCAGCAUUGCACUGAAUUACUAUUCACUUCGGUUGUCCUUAACUGCAAACUUUAUGAUGUACCCUCAAACAAGACCGACGCAAGGGUCAGGAGUUUGUUCUAACAGCCAUGAAUCUUGUUUUUUUUUUUUUUUUCUACCACGCCGUCACUCGGGCACAAACUGUUGGUGCUGCUUUUUUAGACAAUCUUGUGUAAAAAGAAGAAAAAAAAAACAACAACCCACAAUCGACUUGUCCUUCCUGUCAAAGUGAUUUGAUUUUUUUUAUUUCCUCCAGUGCUCAGUUUUCUCAUGCAGGUUGUCAUGUCAUCGAAGCACUUGCACGCGUUUGUUGUUUUUUUUGUUUUUUGUUUUUUUUUGACAUUACCAGAAAAGAGUGCCCCUCUAUUUUCUAAAACGUUUCAGUAAAUGUAUAGAGAUAUAGCAAUCAACAAGGAAGGUUUACAUGGAAAUGAAUCUUUCAACGAGUCGCAUUCAGCAAGAACUUUGAGGAUACAUUUACUUCUCUGAGAGAAGGUCCACUGUUCGAAAGACAUUAAGCUGAUUUUAAUCACACUGCUUGAACAAUAACCUCCAAAAGACACUCCUUCACACGUGAUCUGUGUGGUUCGAGCCUCUCCAACAUGGCCACUCGAGAACCAGGAACGGAGAACUCUCAGGAUUUCUACUGAUACACAGUACUGUAUUUAAUUUUGUUUUGUGAUGUGUAAUAUACUGUACUAUAGGUUUGCUGUACUUGCACAGUUUUCUAAACUUAUGUUCAGUUUCUUUUAUAACUUGAAAAACAAAAUAGAUGUGAUUUCCUUUUUCUCGUCUCAAGUGGCUGUUUUAUUAUUUUCUUUCCUUAUGUGAUUAUCUAAUUUGUUAUUGUAGUGUAAUCCUCUUACGAGAAAAAAAAAAAAGAUUACCUGCACGAGUGCUAAAUUAGAUUGAUUUUGUCCUGCCCUGUUGUACAUUAUUAGCUUUUGUAACAUCUUGCUACAUCUUUUGAUUAUUUUUAACACCAGUCUUGCCAUAACAACAACCUAAAACAAACUGCUUUCUGUGUCAUAAGAAGCUUGUUCAGAUCUGCUAUACAUAUUCAUUGGUGCUAUUCCAUUGUUUUAAUUUCCUUUCCUCACUUUUACUUUGAAAUAUUUGUUUUUUCUUUGGGUUUCAGGUUAUAGUGGUUGUUGAGCUCAACUGUGAACUUCACAUUGCACAUAAAUGAAAAGUAAUAAUAAUAAUAAAAAAAUUAUUAAGAUUGAAGUUUAUUUGUUUUACAUUUGACAAGUGAGUCAUGACUGAUGGAUCUAGACGAGAGAGAAAGUCAAAUGUAGUGGGCCAGCCUCACUCAGGUCCUCCACCAACAGCGAUAAGAGGAGAAAAGCCCUGCGGUCAAACGGUGCAACAUGUGACUAGGCGUCCAAUGAAGAAGGCUGCGGCUCAAACUUGUGUCUUUCUUUCUUUCUUUCUCCGGGGCUCCCAGACGGUCUCCAGCCGCGCUCGGUGAAAGAAAGAUGCCGCCUGCUCCGGCAGAUGUGUUGGGUCCCAAGCCCGUGGACGGGGGCUGGGGCUGGAUGGUGGUCCUUGGCGCCCAUAUUUCCAUUGGAUUUGCAUAUUCCACUCCCAAAGCCCUGUCCAUUUUCUUCAAGCCGAUCAAAGAAGACUUGGGGGCCAGCUACAGUGAAAUAGCAUGGAUUUCCUCCAUCAUGCUGGCUGUAAUGUAUGCAGGCGGUCCGGUGAGCAGCGUGUUGGUCCGUCGCUUUGGAAGUCGACCAAUGGUCAUGAUGGGCGGACUGAUGUGUGGGGUUUCUAUGGUAACGGCCUCAUUUGGGAGCUCCAUCGUUUACCUCUACCUUUGCAUUGGCAUCAUUGGAGGCUGGGGACUCUGCUUUAACCUGAACGCGUCUCUCACCAUCAUCAGUAAAUAUUUCCUCACCAAGCGCCCGUUGGCCAACGGCCUGGCCAUGGCCGGCAGUCCGGUGUUCCUCUGCUUCCUGGCCCCGCUCAACCAGUAUCUCUUAGGACACUUUGGCUGGAGAGGAAGCCUGCUUAUCCUCGGGGGUGUGAUGUUAAACUGCUGCGUUGCGGGGGCCGUAAUGAGACCUGUCGCUCGGCACUCUGCGCCACUGGAGGAAGUGGACCGGUCAAACAACGCAAAGUCGAAAGGCAGCCGUCUGAAAAAAGUUAAGACCUUUGUGGAUCUGUCGUUCUUCAAGGAUCCGGGCUUUGUUAUUUACCUCGUUGGAAACGUGAUGUUCAUCUUCGGCGCCUACGCGCCCAUCGUGUUUUUGUCGGCGUACGCAGUCAGCCGAGGCGUAGAGGAGUACUCUGCCGCCUACCUGCUCUCCGUCAUGGGCUUCGUCGACAUGUUUGUUCGGCCUCUCACGGGGCUGGUAGCCAACAGCAAGUGGGUCAGGCCGAGGAUCCAGUUCCUCUUCAGCUUCGCCAUGGUCUUCAAUGGCACGUUCCACCUCCUCUGCUCCCUGAUGACGACCUACCCGCUGCUGGUGGUCUACGCUGUGUUCUUCGGAGUGGGCUUUGGGAUGGUUUUCGCACUGAUAUUUGAAUGCCUCAUGGACCUGAUGGGAAACCAGCGCUUCCCCAGUGCUGUUGGACUGGUGACCAUCAUAGAGUGCUUCCCCAUGCUCUUGGGACCGCCGGCUGCAGGGUUACUGGUGGACAUCUUUGAUGACUACAAGUACCUUUUCUUCAUGUGUGGAGGAGUGAUCACGACUGGUGGGCUCUUCCUCUUCGUCAUGAACGUCUAUAACUACAACAGGUUGGAGAAAGCGAAUAGAGGAAAAGAAACAGAGCAGAACCAGAACUCUGUGGAGAACCAGGAGCAGGCGAGCGGCUCAGAGGCCCAGAUGGAACUGAUGGACUCUGAGGUGAAAGAGACGAACACGGCCCUAACACAACACUCACAGUUGGGUAGUAACUAGCUACAUUUACUCAAUUACAUUUACUGGAGUAACUAAAAAAGAAAAAGAAAAGACAAUUUUAGAAGUACUUUUACUACACUUCACUUUUUACUUUUACUUGAGUAAUUUUAUUAUGAAGUAUCGUUUUUCUUACUUGAGUAAAAUUUCUGGAUUCUCUACCCACUGAAUAAAAAUAAAAAACAAACUUGUUUUAAGCAAUAAAUCACCAGACAGACACACACCUGCAGUUUUUUGUUAAAGUUUCAUAAGGUUAUUUUGUCCAAUGAAUUUGAUUUGGAAAAAUGUUCUUCUUUAAUUAUUAUUAUUAUUAUUUUAUUUCAUUUCAUUUUUUGUUAUCUACAUGAAUGAUGUUCAUUUUCAUCCUUAAAAUACCCCCAAAAAAUCCACAUAUUUUUAUAUUCUGAUCCGUCUGAAAAUAUGAUUUUCAAACAUUAAAUGAUUGAUCAUGUAAUCUGUUACACACUACUUGAGUAGACUUUAUACCAAAUACUUUUUUUUACUCUUAAUUAACUGGACCGGUACUUUUUACUUUCACUUGAGUAAGUAUAUUUUGCAGUAGUGCUGCUCUUUUGGGUACUCUGCCCACCGUAUAGUUUAACUCAUGCUUCAUUGUCAGCAGCAUUAUCUCAAACAUUGGAGAAGUCAAGCCUGUAGUGUUAGUGAAUAGUGUUUAUCCUGAUUUUUCUUUGGAGACUCUGUGUCUCCAUUACACCAACAUAUCGGUUCUCUAACAGCGAUCUAUGGAGGAUUUGCUGAAUUUGGGCUUCGUGUCCCGUCAAAUUUAUAUCAAAAGUAAAACUAAAUAUGCUCUCUAAACAGCAGAUUUAGUUAAAAACUGCUAUUUGAGAUUUUACUCACUCAUUAAUUAAAAUGCUGCAUUUUUUCCCCCCACAUCUCCGUGUUUAUCUGAUCUUUACCCGUCUUUGCGACAGGAUCCAGUCAGUUCCUCUGUUUCUGUAGAAUUUGUUCACACCCACUGACUGAGCCUGUUGCUAAGAUACCUCAAGACGACAGCCAUAUUUGGAGGGACAUGAUGGAAUUUUGAAGUAAAUACAGGAGGUGUGAUGUCAACAGAUUUUACAAUAUUCUAUGGUUUUAUUUUCCUAUCUUAAGUUUAAGGCGGUUUUUCCUUCUCUGUCUGGAAUAUAAAGCCGCAUUUUGUGAUCCUGUUACAUGUGAGGCAGUGAGAAUGAAUAUGUUUAAAAAACAAAAUAUAUACUGUUAGGCUUUUAAGACAAUUCCCUAAAUAUUGGAGAAACAUUUACAUAAUUUAUAGAACUGUGAAAAAAAAAAGAAUUGAAUUUCUUCCUUUUCAAAUUCAUUUGAUCACUUUAAUAUUUUCUUGUCUAGGUCAUAUACUGUAGGAUACCUGCUGAUUAUUUCAUGUUAAAAAGGAAAUGUGUGCAUGUGUUGCAAUCUAAGUGGCAACACCAACUUAAAACACAUAAAACCUUCAGCUGGUUUUUGUUUGCAGAACCUCAAAAAAAAAAGAGAAACACUAUUAACUAAAUUGUGCACUCAUUAGAAUUUAUGCUCAAAAUAAAAUAAUUUUAUUUAACUUAAGUACUGUGCCAUUUCAACUAAUAAUGUAAAUUAUGAGGAAAAAAAAGACAAACUACCAACACUAAGUAGUGGUGGCAGCAUCAACAUCAUCGUCUUGCAUUGCCUGAGUAACAUCCCAGUCCAGACAGAGUCCCUGUCCAACAUGGCGGGUCACUUAUACGCAGUGUUUCAUUAUUCCAUGUUUAUUAGUGUGUCAGAUUUUUUUGCCCCCUGCUUUUUCAUUGUCUGUCGGUGCAUCUCAGGUGUGGACCAAAAGCAGGCUGAGCUUUAUGUGUGAUUUUAAGGUUUAUGUGAAAUAUUAGCACAUUUUAGCAUUUAUCUUUAAGUGUAUUACAAAAUUAGUUGUGUGUGUGUGUGUGUGUGAGUUUUUAUUAUUGUUUUACAAUUCCUCAUGGAAUUAAAAAGAUUUAUUAGAGCAAUGAAAAUGAAUAUUGUCAGUGUGUGCAUCCUCUGGAAAUGGUAAACACGAGUUAGCCAAGGACAUUUUGCACAUGUGAGGGUGUUUUAUGCUGUUCAACAGGAAAAUGUGUAUUUAAAACAUUCCUAAAUCUACAAUGCUGUAAAAAGAAAAAAAACAAGUUUUUAUGUUUUUGCUUUUUUUUUUUUUUUGUCUCACCUCAAUAUUUUAGAUCAUCAAAUAAGUUUGAUUAUCAGAGAUAAAAAAAACAACAACAAUUUGUGUAAGUAAAUAAAAAAAUAAAAGCAAUGAUUUCGCUGCUUUGAAAAGUGAAAGAAAGGGGAAGAAGAACAGCCGCGCCGCUGGCCUCAUGGGAAAAAAGUAAUUGUCCUCUAAACCUAACAACUGCUAUUGAGCUCUUAUACAUUGCUGCAGAGAAAUUAUUCUUUGCAGACAUGUUUUAAUUUAGCAACAUUAGAGGGUUUUUGAAAUCUUUUAAGAUCAGAACAUCUCGGCUUAAUGUCAGAUCAUUCUCCCUACUUCAUGUUGCCAGACAGCUUCCAUUUAUGUGACUUUUUUUAUUCUCUAGGUCUGACCCGUUGAAACUAGACUCAGCUUUCUCACAGACGUGGUUAGUUGCAGUUAAUUCAUGAUUGAAAAGUAGGGAGGUAAAUACUUCCUUACACGUGGCUACGAAGGUUUGGUGAGCUUUUUUAUUUUAGAAAAAUAAAAACGGCAUUUUCUCUGGUUGUCUUUGUCUGCUGUUGAAAUGUGUUUAUUGAUCUGAAACCAAACAAAAAGAAAAUCUGUAAGGGUGCAAAUACUUUUUGCAGGACUCUAAGCUCCAGGGUUUUGGUCAAGAUGGCAGCUUUUCUAUUGUUUUAAUAAUCCCUAGAAACAUUUUCAUACAUGUCCAGUGUUUGUAUGAACGCUGUCCACUGUU
Molecule: messenger RNA, 6478 nt
Organism: Gambusia affinis (western mosquitofish)
Lineage: Eukaryota; Metazoa; Chordata; Actinopteri; Cyprinodontiformes; Poeciliidae
Product: monocarboxylate transporter 2-like
Exons: 5
Coding region: 2148-3575 (475 amino acids)
Biological process (GO): monocarboxylic acid transport; transmembrane transport
Cellular component (GO): membrane
Molecular function (GO): monocarboxylic acid transmembrane transporter activity
Source: RefSeq, a predicted model, not a curated record